Molecule: messenger RNA, 606 nt
Organism: Torulaspora globosa
Lineage: Eukaryota; Fungi; Ascomycota; Saccharomycetes; Saccharomycetales; Saccharomycetaceae
Gene: NCW2
Product: Ncw2p
Exons: 1
Coding region: 1-606 (201 amino acids)
Source: RefSeq, a predicted model, not a curated record
AUGGGCAGUAAUAGAUCAAUUCUUGAAGCCCUAGCACCUGUAGAGUACAACCAACAUAAUAGCAGAUUGAAAAAAAGAAUGAGGCUAAUUGCACUUCUGGCGUUGGCUCCAUGGCUUCCAGCCAUCGCCGCCAUCAACUACGGUUCUUUGGAAGGAGAAGAGGAAAGUCCUGUCAAGAGCGUUAAGCCCAAAGCUACCAAGAUGACAAGCAACUCCCACUUCCCAACUUCAAAGCCUAAUACCAAAAGCUCUUCCGUAAAAAUGUCGACUUCCACAUUAACCUCAAUGACCACACAGAAGACCAUUACAUAUGCGGAAGAUCCACUCACGACCGUGACCACGACGAACGAGCUCGGUAGCACAACAGUUAAGCCGUUAUGGUGGAUACCCAGCGAAGCCUCCACAGAUCUUGCUACAACGACAGCUACAGAGGCCCAAUCUGGGCUUGCCACCGAGAGUUACACAACUCACGCAGCACUGGCAAAGCAGGCUUCCUUGAGCAAUACGACCAGCGGUGUGAUCACUCAAUCAAACGCUGCGAAAAAUGCAAUGGCGAAUCUAGGUCUGGCAGGAUCCAUGGCUGUGGUACUCAUGAAUCUUAUUUAA